Messenger RNA from Castor canadensis (American beaver), 936 nucleotides. RefSeq names its product olfactory receptor 6C76-like. The record is from RefSeq and is a predicted model, not a curated record. Gene Ontology annotation, cellular component: membrane. Gene Ontology annotation, molecular function: G protein-coupled receptor activity; olfactory receptor activity. Gene Ontology annotation, biological process: G protein-coupled receptor signaling pathway. Lineage: Eukaryota; Metazoa; Chordata; Mammalia; Rodentia; Castoridae.
AUGAGAAACCACACGACAGUGACAGUGCUUAUCCUCAGAGGGUUGACGGAAGACUCAAAAUGGAAGAUUGUUCUCUUAAUCUCUCUGCUUCUCACCUACUUACUGAGCAUCUCAGGCAACCUGAUUAUCAUUAUUCUCACUCUUCUGGAUUCUAUUCUCAAGACCCCUAUGUAUUUCUUUCUUAGAAAUUUUUCCUUCUUAGAAAUUUCUUAUGCAACAGUUUGUAUCCCCAAAUUGCUUGUUACCAUGGCAACUGGGGACAAAACCAUUUCUUGUAACUGUUGUGUGACUCAGUUAUUUUUUGCCUUCUUUCUGGGUGCUUCAGAAUUUUAUCUGCUGGCUGUCAUGUCCUAUGACCGUUAUGUUGCCAUCUGUAAGCCUCUGCAUUAUACAACCAUCAUGAACACCAAAACUUGUAUGCAGCUGGCUCUAAGUUCUUGGAUUGCAGGUUUCCUCAUCAUUUUUCCAGGACUUAUCUUAGGUCUAAGACUAGAUUUCUCUGACUCCAAUAUCAUUGACCAUUUCUACUGUGACACUGCUCCUCUGCUGCAAAUCUCCUGCGCAGACAAAUAUUUGUUGGAGAUGAUGAGCUUCAUCUUAGCUUUGGUGACUCUCCUUGUCACACUGGUAUUAGUGAUUCUAUCCUACACAUACAUUACUCUAACAAUUUUUAAAUUCCCUUUUGCUAAUCAAAGCAAAAAAGCUUUUUCCACAUGCUCCUCUCACAUGAUUGUCAUCUCACUCUCAUAUGGCAGCUGCAUUUUUAUGUACAUUAAACCCUCAGCCAAAGAGAGGAUAUCAUUAAUGAAAGGAGUUUCAGUACUCAAUACUUCUAUUGCCCCACUGUUGAACCCCUUCAUUUAUACUCUAAGAAGCCAGCAGGUGAAGCAAUCAUGUAAGGAUUUGCUAAAAGUUCUGCUGUCAUUUAAGAAGUAG